Suillus fuscotomentosus is the source of this 741-nucleotide messenger RNA. RefSeq lists its product as uncharacterized. The transcript has 3 exons. The record is from RefSeq and is a predicted model, not a curated record. The annotation marks the transcript as partial. Lineage: Eukaryota; Fungi; Basidiomycota; Agaricomycetes; Boletales; Suillaceae.
UUAGUUGAUGCACUCUACGGGGAUCAUAAACGUCGUCGCAUGAUUCGGCUUGGCAGAUGGACACAUGCGCGCGAGGUUCCCCAGCAUGAAGAUGUCAUCGCAAACUUUAGACACAUUCCCUACAGCUUUAAUAUCGACGAAGCAUUGGCUCCUCACAGUCAACUCCUCACAAAUAUUUUUGAGCAGCCUGAUCCUGCAAAGAUGCGCAAUGCAGUCCCAGUGCUUGGGUACCUUGCCGACCUAUCGGAGAAAACGGGUCGCAAGCAGACUACUGUGCCAUAUUGUGGUGAUCUGUCUCUUAUAGACUGUGCUCAGAUUGCGAACUGGGUCUACCAUCACAUCCCUGGUGCAUCCAAACAAAUUGUCAAUUGGCUAAACUGUGCUACCUAUGCGCAUGCGUGCACUAUUGUAUCACUUCCUACUCUCGAAGAGGAAGCAAAUGCGAUACUCCAGGCGGCCUGGCUUGACCUCCAACUCAGCUAUGAUAUGUCCGCGAUGGAUGUCGACGUUGAUCUAGAGUGCCUUAGUAUACUCGAACAGCGAAUGUUCGAACUCUCGUUGGCCGCAGGUGCAGGGAAUGAACAAUGGGGAAAAGAUGCUGGCACGCACCAAGACCGAUGGAACCCAUAUGAGGGUCUCCCCGAGCACUGGAAUCAUGGUGACCGAGAUCCGUAUGCACCAGAAUUCGAAGGGGAACUGGAUGUGCGUUGUUUUCAUAUUCACAGCGGCAGGUUGCAUUAA